AUCCUGUCGGAAACACACUCCUGUACGUCACGAGCAGUCCCGAUCUGUUCGUGAUUAUGUGCGUUUGUUGUUUCGUGAGGUAUUUGUUGCUCUUUGUUCGGCCUCCGAGACACAGUCGCUAAUUUUUCUACGCGAUUUCCUCUCACGUGCGAGAAACCGGAGAAACUGGUUCGACAAGUGCUCCGGUCACUUGCCUUUCACUCUUGGUAAUCCGGUUUCACGAGAGGUUAUCGAUCUCGCAACACGGUCGGUUACACAUCGGACCCCCUGCGGAUCGUAUCGUUCCUGCGACAACUCGGUUUGUACAACAUACGCGCGAUAUCUUCACGGGAGGACGUAAAUAGCAGAAAUUGCACAAGCCUCCUACAGUCGGAAUUGCUUACUUGCGCUUCUCAUAUCUCUCGCGCGACCGCGUUAUGCGGUAGCACGUGCUUCAGUGAGUGGAAUCCCUCGGAGCAGCAGCAACGAUAGUAACGAAACAUGUUCUCCUGCAGAAGCCUCCUCGUCGCCGUGACGAAACCGUCGCAAAGGUUCGCGAGAAAACUGCAUCUGUCAAAAUGCAGGCAAGAAGCAAGGAUAGUAGAUGGACGGAAAAUAGCAGAAGAGAUUCAGGAGGAAUUAAAGUUGGUCAUUGACACUUACACAAAUGCAGGAAAGAGAAGGCCAAAGCUGGUGGCAAUAUUAGUGGGAAAUCAUCCAUCUAGCAAAGCUUACAUUGGUAAAAAAAUGAGAGCAGCGAAGUCUGUAGGAAUCGAGAGUUACACCAUCCACUUGGGAGAAAAUAUCGCGCAAACAGAUCUUCUCAAAGAGAUUGAUAGUCUGAAUAGAGAUCCAACCGUCGACGGGAUUCUGGUGCAGUUACCAUUGCCAAGAAACAUGAGUGAGAAAGAAGUGUGUCAAGCGAUAAUUCCCAAGAAAGACGUGGACGGUUUUCAUCUGGAGAAUAUCGGUAAUCUAACACUGGACAACAGAAGCAUCGUGCCAGCCACUGCCCUGGCAGUCAGAGAAUUAGUGAUUAGGAGUGGAAUCGAGACGUUUGGAAAAAACGCCGUAGUCGUGGGCAGAUCGAAACACGUCGGGCUGCCUAUCGCGCUGUUACUUCAUUCGGAUGGCAAAGGCGAGACAGGCGCCUUAGACAUGACUACGACUAUCUGCCAUCGUCACACUCCCCACACCGAACUGGAAAAGUUGACGAAACUAGCGGACCUGGUGGUAGUGGCGGCCGGGGUUCCCGGUCUAAUCUCCAAGGAGAUGAUAAAGCCAGGUGCGUGUGUAAUCGAUGUCGGUAUCACUAGGAUGAAAACGGCGGACGGCAAGUAUCGACUGGUAGGGGACGUGGAUUACGACAGCGUAAAAGAGAUUGCCGGACACAUCACGCCGGUCCCCGGCGGAGUAGGUCCCAUGACGGUUGCGAUGUUGAUGAGGAACACGGUAGCUGCUGCCAUGGGAAACCAAGAGGACCAAACCAAACAGUCCGUCCAUUUGGAGAGUAGCGAAGCUUUCGUAUAACGUCACGCCUAAUAUGUAAUUGUGUUUAGGAGAAUUUCCAAUUUCUCGAAUCGAUAAAUAUGUUUUCCCCGUAUCGCACGUGUAGCGCACACGAAGUAUUAUUCAUGCAAAAAGAAGUUCGAAUUGUUAUUUCGUAAUUUAUGCUCGACAUUAAUUUUAUUAAAUCUGUAAAAGUAUCUAUGCCGCAGGAAGGAUAUAUUAAGAGAGUACAUACGUCUCAUCGAUGUCAUAUAAAUUGAUGAAAUAAGAUGCCGAGAAUUAUUUAUAAUAAAAUUA
Molecule: messenger RNA, 1785 nt
Organism: Dinoponera quadriceps
Lineage: Eukaryota; Metazoa; Arthropoda; Insecta; Hymenoptera; Formicidae
Gene: Nmdmc
Product: bifunctional methylenetetrahydrofolate dehydrogenase/cyclohydrolase, mitochondrial
Exons: 4
Coding region: 481-1509 (342 amino acids)
Biological process (GO): tetrahydrofolate interconversion
Cellular component (GO): mitochondrion
Molecular function (GO): methenyltetrahydrofolate cyclohydrolase activity; methylenetetrahydrofolate dehydrogenase (NADP+) activity; methylenetetrahydrofolate dehydrogenase (NAD+) activity
Source: RefSeq, a predicted model, not a curated record